AUGAAAAGUUCUUUUUGGAAUUUCAUAAAGCAAAAAAAAGAUGACGAUGACGAUACAAAACCAACGAAAGCUCAUUUAGGUGAGGACAAUAAAUUUUAUUAUAAUAAAGAGUUAAACAGAUGGGUUAUAAAAGGUGAAGAAGAUAAAAUUGAUGCUGAAGAAAAAAUGUCUGCACCUCCCAAAAUGAAUAAUUUGCAGAAUCCUAAUUAUUGUUAUCGUUCUUUAGUUCAACAAAAGAAAACUAAAAGCGCUUUAACUAUUUAUGCUGAAACACCCGGAUUAAAAACCAUUAGAAAAAAUAAUUUAGUUCAAGGUGGAUUAAUAUCUCCAUACAUGAAAUCGGCAGAUGAAAAUAAAACAAGAAGUAAUAUCCAGGAAGAAAAUAAAAGAGAAUCAAUCGAUUCUAAAUCUUAUUUAUCUUAUAAUGAUAAUUCAGAAAAAAAAUCAUUAGAUAAAUCUAAUAUGGAGAUAAAUGAAAAAAAUGAAUACAAAAAAAAAAAAGAGGUGGAACAAAAGAAAAAGGAAGAAGAGAAAAGAGAAGAGGAAUCAAAAGAGGGAGAAGAGAAAAAAAAAGAAAAUCAAGAAUUUAUAUUAAAAGAAUUAAACAAAAAUGAUGUGUUAUUGAAAAAACAAGACAUAAAGAAAAAUAUGUGUAAUGAAUUUUUAUCUGAAAAUAUCCAUAUACAAAAUGAUAAUAAUUUAGAUAGAAAGCAAUCAAUAAAAAUUUCUAAUGACUAUCAUUUAGAUGAGAAAAAAAAUGAAAAAAAAAAUAGUUUAGAAAAUUUAAUUAACAAUAGCAUUCCCAAUGAAAAUGAUAAUUAUGAAGAAGUUAAUUUAAGAGAGGCAAAAAAAAGUUUUGAAAAUAUAAAUGGUAACAUAUAUAAAAUAAAAAAAGAUUUGAAAGGAUUAAGUAGUAUACCUAAUUUGAAUAUUAGCAACAAUCAAAAUAGAAUGAAUAACACUGAAAUUUUUAAUAAAAAUAGUAAAAAUGUAAAAGAAAAAAGUAUUAUGAACAAUUGUAUAUAUAAUGAAGUAACUGUAUCACAAGAUAAUAUAUCAAAAAAUAACAUUGAUUAUAAAAGUUACCAAGAAAGUAAAAAUAUUGUUUCAAAAUUUAGCAAUCGAUAUGAAAUAAAUACAGAAGAUAAUGAAAUGUCAUCGAAGAAAACACAUAUAAGUAAUGAAGAAAUUAAAGAAAAAGAAGAAAUUACACAUUUUAACAUAAAUCAAAAAGAGGUAAUGGAGAAACUCAAAAGCACAGAAAUUAUUAAAGAAAAUAAUUUAGAAAAAGAUGAUUUAAAUGAAAUUAAUAUUCGUGAGGAUAAUAAAAAUAAUUUUUCUCUUUGUAAUGAGAAAGAUAUGAAUAACAUAAAAAAAGAAAAAGAAUUAGUUAAUUAUUUUAUAAUUAAGUUAAAAGAAAGCUUAAAUAAGGGAGAUAACUUUGACAGUUUCAUAAAGUCAGAGGUAGAAAAAAUUAAUUUGUUUUUUUCAGAAAAAAGAGACUCUUUAGAAACAUUAUAUAAUAAGUUAAAUGAGUUAAAAAGUGAAGAGGAAGAAAAUAAUAUAUAUAUAAAGGAUGAAAUGGAGAUACAAGAAAAUGAACUUAACAAUAUUUUAUAUGUUAUAAAUAUUAAAAACAAAAAAAUUAAAAAUGAAAUAGAAGGAUUUAUUAAUUCAUUUAACACUUUGAAGGAAUUAAAAAUUAAAAGCGAGGAAAUUAUUACUAUUUAUAAAGAUAGAGAAAGUAAAUUUUUAAAAGCCAUAAAAGAAUUAGAAGAAAAACAGAAAAAAAAAAAUUAUGUAUUUAAAAAAAAAGAAAAACAUUAUAAAGAAAUAAUUAUAAAAAAAGAGAAAUAUUUAAAUAUGGAAAAAAUGAAUAAUCAAAAACAUUUAGAAAAUUUAAAAAAACAAGAAAUGUUAUUAAAAGAAGAAUUAAAAAAAAUUGAAUUAGAUACAAAGAAAGAAAUUUCUAUUAUGAAAGAAAAGUUUGAGAAAAAAAAAAAAAAAGAAAUUGAAAAUUUAGAAAAACAAAAGUGUGAAAUUAUGAAAAAUACCUUGGAAAAAGAAAUAAAUAAGAUUAAAGAAGAAUUUAAAAUAAAGUAUGAGGAAGAGAAAAAAGAAGAAGUCGAAAAAGUAAAAGAAUUAGUUCAGAAUAAUUUUAACUCAAAGUUGGAAAAAUACAAAGAAAAAAUGGAAAAAAGCAAAAAUAUAUUUAUAAAUAAUUUAAUUAUUGAAAAGAAUAAUGAGUUGGAAAUGCUAAAAUCUAACAUGGAGCAAAUGAAAAAUGAAGAAAUUUUUAAAUUAAAAGAAGAAAGUGAUAAAAUAAUGAAUGAAAAUCUAGAGAAAAUUACAAGAAAUUUGCUCGAAGAAGAAAAUAAAAAAAUUGAAAGCAUAAAAGAGGAAUAUGAAUUAAUAAAAAAUAAAGAAAUCGAAUCAUUGAGGAAUGAAUUAAAUUUAAAAAAUGAAGAUCUAAAAAAUAUGGAAAAAAAAUUAAUAAAUGAUAAGAACAGAGAUAUUGAAAGAAUUCAGAAGCAAUUAGAAAGUAAUUAUAAUGAAGAAAUAAAUAAAUUGAAAGAAGAAUUAAACAAUAAUUACGAAAUGAAAAUUGAGCAGAUAAUUGCCGAAAAAGAAAAAGAUAAUUAUGAAAAAUUAAAAGAUGAAGAGAAAAGGUUAGUUCAUAUUUAUGAGGAAAAGUUAAUGUUGCAAAAAAAUGAACUAGAAAAGAUGUUAAAUGAACAAAGACAAGAAUUAAGAGAAAAUAUAGAGUUAGAAAAGAGUAAAGAAAUAAAAAUUUUAAAUGAUAAAAUUGAUAAAUUAGAUAUUGAAACAAAACUAUUAAAUAAGCAAAAAAAAGAACUUGAAAUAAAUUUAUCAUUAUUAAAUGAAGAAAAAAUAAACAUUUUAAAUAGAAAUAAGAAUUUAGAAGAUAAUUUAAAAAAUAGCGAUGAUAUCUAUAAAAAAAAUAUCGUAAUAUUAAAUGAACAAAAUUCAAAAUUAGAAAAAGAAAUGCAAAAACUUAUAGAAGAGCAUACAAAAGAGUCGGAAGAAAUUAGAGAAAAAUUUGCAGAGAUAUUAGAAGAAGAAAUCGAAAGAAUAAGAAAUGAAUCUGAAAAGAAGGUUGAUAAUUAUAUUAAAUUAUAUGAGCAAAUAAAUGAAGAGUAUGAAGCAAGAAAGAAGGAAUACAAUGAUUUACUAGAUAAAGCAAAUUCAAGUAACAAGGAUUUAACUAAAAAAUAUGAAGAAAAUAUACAAAAAAUAAGUGAAUAUGAAGAUAUGAUUAAGGUACUUGAGAAUCAAACAGAAGAAAUCGUUGAAAAAAAAAUUAAAGAACUGAAUGAAGAAUUUGAUAAGAAGAAAGAAGAUUUUGAUAAGGAAAAAAAAGAUUUAUUAAAAAAUUAUGAAAAUUUAUUAGAGAAUAAUGAAAAAAUAAAGAAACAAUUAGAAAGACAAUCUAGUUUAUCAACAAAAGAAAAUGAAGAAAAAAUUAUGGAAAUAAAAAAAAAUUAUGUAAUUAAGGAAAAGGAAAUGAAGGAGGAUUACGAAAAAUUAAUGAAUGAUUUUAAUGAACUAAAAAAUAAGAAUAAAGAACUAUUAGAAAGUUUAAGCAAGGAAAAAGAAUUAAAAGAACAUUUUGAAAACAUAAGUAACGUUAAUGCUGAAUUUAAUAACAAAAACAAAGAAUUGAAUGAUGAAAACAAAGAAUUGAGUGAUGAAAACAAAAAAUUGAAUGAAAAUAUUACCCAAAUUAAAAAUGAAAUGCACGUCUUACAGAAUAAAUAUGAUGAACUUAUCAGUGAAAAUGUGCAUUUAAAAAAUGAUGAACAAAAAAAAUUAACAGACAAAUUAAAAAAUCUUGAAAAUAUUAAUAAAAAUUUAAUGGAAGUAACUGAAAAAGAAAGAGAAUUAAAUUUAAAAAAUGUAAAUAUUAUUAAACGUUUACAAGAACAAAUAAAUGAACAAACAAAAUUAUAUAAAGAAUACGUUGAUGGAUUAAAAGAUGAGAUAGCAAAUUUAAAAGAUUUAGAAAAUUCAAAUUCAAGUAAUUUAAAGUUAAUAGAAGAAAAUAAAAAGUUAAAGUUACAAAAUGAAAUUAUAACUACAAAAAAUGACACUAUAUCAACUGUUUUAGAUAAUUUAACAAAAAGAUUAAGUUUUAUAGAAACAAAAAUUAAAGACAAAGAUUACGGAAUAGAGGUUAUAAAACAAGCAGACGAUUUACAACUACAAGAAUUUAAAUAA
Molecule: messenger RNA, 4239 nt
Organism: Plasmodium relictum
Lineage: Eukaryota; Apicomplexa; Aconoidasida; Haemosporida; Plasmodiidae
Product: conserved Plasmodium protein, unknown function
Exons: 4
Coding region: 1-4239 (1412 amino acids)
Source: RefSeq, a predicted model, not a curated record